Molecule: messenger RNA, 4118 nt
Organism: Myotis brandtii (Brandt's bat)
Lineage: Eukaryota; Metazoa; Chordata; Mammalia; Chiroptera; Vespertilionidae
Gene: BCL2L11
Product: BCL2-like 11 (apoptosis facilitator)
Exons: 3
Coding region: 288-776 (162 amino acids)
Biological process (GO): meiosis I
Source: RefSeq, a predicted model, not a curated record
GGGCUGCGAGCGGGGAGCUGGGCUGCACAAACGCGCAGGUUUCACUUCGCUCCGCGCCGCCUCCAGGUCUUGAGCUCCUCUGACCGCUCUGAUCCGUAUCGCCGCUACCGCCGCCGCCGGGUCCUCUCAGACGUCUGGCGCGCCCUGCCCACUGAGGCCAGCAUUGCCUGGGGCUGUUCGGUUCACCCCGUCCCCGCCGCCACAACCUCAGCGCCUUCCCCUGGCCCGCGCCCCCCCAAUGUCUGACUCUGACUCUCGGACUGAGAAACGCAAGAAAAAAAGACCAAAUGGCCAAGCAACCUUCUGAUGUAAGUUCUGAGUGUGACAGAGAAGGUGGACAAUUACAGCCCACGGAGAGGCCUCCUCAGCUCAGGCCCGGGGCCCCCAGCUCCGUACAGAUAGAGCCACAAGGUAAUCCUGAAGGCGAAGGGGACCGCUGCCCCCACGGCAGCCCUCAGGGCCCGCUGGCCCCACCGGCCAGCCCCGGGCCUUUUGCUACCAGAUCCCCGCUUUUCAUCUUUGUGAGAAGAUCCUCCCUGCUGUCUCGAUCCUCCAGUGGGUAUUUCUCUUUUGACACAGACAGGAGCCCAGCACCCAUGAGUUGUGACAAAUCAACACAAACCCCGAGUCCUCCUUGCCAGGCCUUCAACCAUUAUCUCAAUGCAAUGGCAUGGCUACUAGCAGAAUGUCAAAUGCGACCCGGGGCUGGCUUUGUGUGCCAGCUGGACGGGCGGGCCCUGCAGACGGAGGAGCCGGCCUCUGCCGUGGUGCCUUAGCAGCCGGACCUGACUCUUCCCACUCACAUCACAUCAUUUCCAUGAAACUUCCUCCUCUGGUGGCUUUUGUUGACUUAGGAGAGUGAAAGUAAUUAACCUCAUUUUAUAAACAUCUUAAGUAUUCAUAAGCAUAGGCGUAUGCAUUUCAUUUUACCUCUUUAAACCCAUGGUACAUGCAGGCUUUGAAAAGGUGGAAGGUGGGAUGGUUUGGUUCCUCGGGCCCCUCAGGGCCACCCUGGAGCCUGGGAUAGUCUGCUUUGUGAAGACUCAGAUCCUGCCUUCACUAGUGUAGACUCUUUGUAGGUCCCGAAGGGGAUAGAAAGUGACGAAAGUUUUCUUUACUGGUUCCAAAUAAAAUUUAGUGAUUGAUAACUGUGUAGACAGUUUAUAUCUUUUUUAAAAACACCCUUUAUUUUGAGAUAAUUAUAGAUUCCCAUGCACUUGUAAAAUAUAAUGCAGUGCGCCUGUGUAACUUUUACCCAAUUUCCCAUCGUGACAAUGCCUUGCAUAGCACUAUAGUGUCCACAGCCCAUAAAUGGCUUUGGUAGAAUCCAGCUACCUUGUUCCGAUUUUACCAGUGGGUGUGUAUUAACUUCAGUGUGAUUUGUUACACACAUGGGUCUGUGUCACCACCGCCACGAUCAAGAUCCUGAGUCGCUUCAUCCCAAGCCUACUCUUGGGCUUUUAUAGCCACAGCCUCCUCCCUCCCGGUCCCUGACCGCUGACAAACACUGAUCUGUUUUACGUACCUACCCUGUCAUUUCACGUGUGCUGUAGAAAUAGCAUCACACUCUCCGUGAGCUUUUGGGUUUGGCUAUUGUUACUCGGCGACAUUCCUGUGAUCCACCCGAGAGCUGUGUGCCAGUGGUGGCUUGGUGGUCAUACCUGAGGAGUACCCCACAGUGUGGGUGCACCAGUGUUCCUGUGGGUCUGUCAAAGACCUGUAGCUUGUCUUUCACCCUCUUCAUCGAGCGAAGGUUUUUACUUUCGAUGCAGCCCAGUUCAUCGGUUUUUCUUUUCACGGGUCAUGUUUCUGGUGUGCAAUCUUCAUCAAGCCCCAGGUCCCAAAGACUUUCGCCUCGUCUCUUUUUUCUAAAGGUUUUGUAGUUUGCGAAUGACAUUUAGAUCUGUGAUUCACAUUGAAUUAAUUUGUGUGUAAGGUGUGAGGUUUAGACCAGUGUUUGUUCUUUCCAGCACCGUCUCUUAACAAGGUUAUCCACUGUCCGUCUAACUGCUUUUGUACCUUUGUCAGAAUCAGUGGGCACGUUUGUGUGGGUCUGUUUCAGGAUUCUGUUUUGUGGUCCUCCGCCAACACCACACCGCCAUUACUGCUGUGGUUAUAUGCUAGGCCAUGGUAGUAGAGUGACGCCUCACUUUUUAUUCAGUAUUUUCCAAAAUUGGUUAGCCUGUGCCCUAUGCCUUCUCGUGUAAAUUCUUGACUAAGCUUAUUUGUGCCUUUAAAACCACUGCUGGGCUUUUGAUAGGAAUUAUGUUAAAACUACAGAUCAGUUUAGGGGCAAAUGUCCAUCUUUAGUAUGUUACAUCUUCCAAUCCAUACACAGACAGGUUUCUCUAAGUAUUUAGGUCUGUAGGUUUUAUAAUUUUCAGCAUGCAAGUCUUACACAUGUUUUGUUAGAUUUCAUUUACUUUGGAGCAGUCAUUCGUGGUAUUGUAUUUUUAAUUUUUGUUUCCACAUGUUCACUUUUCGUAUAUAGGAAUGUAAUUCAUUUUUGUGUGUUGAUCUUGUGUCCUGCAGCCUUGCUGAACUCAUUAAUUCUAAAGGUUUUGUUUGUAAAUUUCUUGGGCAUCCUAUCUUGACAGUCAUGUAAUCUGCAAAUAAAGACAAUUUUAUUUCUUCCUUUCUGACCUCUGUGCAUUUUAUUUCUGUUUGCACUGCGGGGACUCGUAGUGCUGUGUUGAGUAAGAGUGGUGAGAGCAAACAUCCUUGCCUUUUUCUCAGUCACAGAAGGAGAACUUCUAGUCUAACCAUUAAGUACCCGGUUAACUAUAGGAAUCUUGUAGAUGCUUUUUAAAAAGAUGAAGUUUCUCUUUAUUUCUUGAUUACUGAGUUGUUUUUUUCAUGGAUGGAAAGGGUGCUAGAUUUUGUAAAAUGUUUAUUCUUGCAUGAGUUGAUAUGGUCAUAUGAGUUUACUUAAUGUGAGUCUUUGUUCAGGUGCAUUAUUACAUCGCUUGCUUCUCAGCAUUAAUUACCUUGCAUGCCUGGGACAAACUCUACUUGGUCGGGGCAAUUUUUUUCAUACAUUGUGUGCGUGUGUGCGUGUGUGUGUGUGUGUACGUGUACGUGUGUUACUGCAGUUGAGUUGUCUCCGACUCCUGGUGACUCCACGAAUGAGCGAUGUCCUCUGUGUCCUAGACUGGCAGCCCCGCCCAGCAGCUGUAGACUCAGGCCUGUGGCUUUGUUAAUGGAGUCUAUCCUUCUCGUAUGUGGCCUUCCCCUUCUCCUGCUGCCUUCUGUUUUUCCCAGCAUUAUUGUCUUCCAAAGAGCCUGCCUUCUCUUGAUGUGCCUGAAGUAGGACAGCUUCAGCUUUGUCAUACGUGCCUCCAAUGACGUUUCAGGCUUAAUUUGCUCUAGGACCCACUUGUCCAUCUUUUUGGUGGUCCAGGGUAACCAUAGAGCUCCCCUCCAACACCGUGUUUCAGAUGAAUUCCUUGUUUUCCGUCAGCCUUCUUCCCUGUCCAGCUUUUGCGUCUGUACCUAUUGAUUGGGGAUACGAGGGCGUGGAUGGUCUCAGCCUGGACUCUAAUGACGCAUCUUUGCCCUUGAAGAUCUUUCUUAAUUCUCCCAUCGCUGCCCUUCCUGGUCUCAGCCUUCUCUUGAUUUCCUGGCUGCAAUUUCUAUUUAAACGGAUGACUGACACAAGGUGAGCAAAGUGUAUAACAAUUUCCGUCUUCGUUGUCUAGGCUGAAGGUGUGUGUUGCUUCUGUAGUCUUGGUUGUCAUCUUCUUGGUGCUCAGAUGCAGUCCUGCUUUGACUCUCACUUUCAUUAGAAGUUGUUUUAAGUUAUUGGUUAUUUUCCCACCAAUUUCCACUCUUCCUCUGCCUCCGGCCCCUUUCUUCCUUGCCGACUUUCUGUCUAGUAGUUCUGUCAGUUGUGAGUGCAGUGUUGAAAUCACCAACUAUAAGGGUGAAUUUGUCUUUUUCCUUUAAAGUCCAUCAGAUUUUGCUUCAUGUGUUUUGAGACACUGUCUGGUGCUGAGAAUCGUCCUGUCUUCCUGCUUAAUUGAUCCUUUUAUCAUUGCUGUAAAAGCCUCUUUACCUGAUACUGAUGUAGUCACUCCUGCUUUUUGUAAAAAACAAAAAAACAACUGUGUUAAUGUUUA